AGAAACUUUUAGAUGGACUUAUCACAACUGUCAUUGAUUUCACAAUGCGAAGAUGAAUGUUCGUUGACACACGAACAAGUUGAUGAUGUUGUGCCCAUCGAAAUGGACCCUCAAAAUGAUGGAAAUGAAAUUGUGACUGAUAAACAGUUGAAAGAUGAUAGUUUGGUUAAUUGUCGUUCCAAGCACAAGUUCAUAGAUGAAGAUAAAAAUGUUGAGGAACUUAAGGAGGGUAUGCUAUUUGGCUCUAUAGAGGAACUUCUUGAACAUUAUAGAAAUUAUGCGAAAAAAAAGUAUGAAAAUGGAGAUAUACAUUAUAACGAGCCCGAAGGAUCGUAUCUACCACCCCAUUUUAGAAAAUUGACUUGCUCCACCAAUCUUGGUUGGAUGUGCAUAAAACAGGAGAUUGGUACUUUCGAAGAAAAUGGGAAUGUUUCAUCUGCCCCCACUGCCGAACGCAUGCCGCUGACUGCUGUUGUUUAUUCAACUUCCACAGGCAGGCUAUAA
Messenger RNA from Alnus glutinosa, 504 nucleotides. RefSeq lists its product as uncharacterized. The transcript has 3 exons. Lineage: Eukaryota; Viridiplantae; Streptophyta; Magnoliopsida; Fagales; Betulaceae. The record is from RefSeq and is a predicted model, not a curated record. Bases 13 to 504 code for a protein of 163 amino acids.